Messenger RNA from Megachile rotundata (alfalfa leafcutting bee), 1768 nucleotides. It is a transcript of the gene ics, whose product is annotated as ras suppressor protein 1. Gene Ontology annotation, cellular component: cytoplasm. The record is from RefSeq and is a predicted model, not a curated record. Lineage: Eukaryota; Metazoa; Arthropoda; Insecta; Hymenoptera; Megachilidae. Gene Ontology annotation, molecular function: protein binding.
GAUGAUCAGUCUAUUCUGUACUUCGUCCGCGAUCAGUUGGACUGUUACGAAGAGAUUGGCGCAUGUUUAUUUAAAGCACACUGACGCGUAUGUACAAUUGCGCGCGCAAUGAAUCAGACACCAGUGUCGUGUAUUCCAGCCGGGAAGAUGUCAAAAGCAAAGAAGGUGCUGGACGAAGCCCGCGAGAUCCAGAAUCCUGAGCUGGAUCUCGCGGACAAGGGAAUAUCGACGUUCGAGGAGAUGCCUGGAUUACUGAAUAUGAUCAAUAUCACCAGGCUAACUUUGAGUCAUAAUAAACUUCAAGCUGUACCGCCAGGCCUAGCAAACCUAGUCAAUCUAGAAAUAUUGAAUUUAUUUAACAAUCAUAUCACUGAGCUUCCGAUCUCCUUAUCUCAGAUGCCAAAACUACGUAUUCUCAAUGUGGGGAUGAAUAGAUUGGAUGUUCUUCCACGUGGAUUUGGUGCUUUUCCUGUACUAGAGGUUUUGGACUUGACGUAUAAUAAUCUCAGUGAGAAGAAUUUACCAGGAAACUUUUUCAUGAUGGAAACACUGAGAGCUCUCUAUUUGGCUGAUAAUGAUUUUGAAUAUCUACCUCCUGAGAUUGGGCAAUUGAAAAAUCUGCAAAUUCUUGUGUUGAGGGAGAAUGAUUUAAUUGAAUUGCCAAAAGAAAUUGGAGAAUUAUCGCGAUUGAGAGAGUUGCACAUACAGGGAAAUCGAUUAACUGUUUUACCACCAGAAAUAGGAAAUUUGGAUUUAGUAAGUAAUAAAGCAGUAUUUAGAAUGGAAUUUAAUCCAUGGGUAACACCAAUUGGUGACCAAUUGCAAGUUGGAAUAUCUCACGUAAUAGAUUAUAUUCGUUCUGAAACGUAUAGAUAUGUAUACAAUCGACACCAAAAUGCCAAAGGACCUCCACCCCCAAUCGAAAACGACAAGAGUAAGAAAAUAUCUCGUAUGCGUUGAUGGAUCAAAAGAUAAUUAACGGAAAAAUUAUUUUUAAACUAAUUUUUAACAUGACUUUAAUUACUGCCAAUAACUACAUAGCUGCAAUAUACCUGGAAUCAAAGUGGUGCCUUAGCCGAUGUAUUAACACGAUAGAUCUAUUUUCUACUAUGCAUUUGAAUUUUUAAUGUAUAACAUGUAUAAAUCAUAUACUGUGUAAUAUAUAUUGCAAUGUUGUUAAACUCGAAAGUUUAAUAUAUGCUAAGUUACAAUUUUUAUUGAAUUAACUUGGACAUUUAUAUUUGUACAAUAAACUUUAUUCUAGCAUAAAGGACCUCUUCUUUAUUCAAAAGAAUUAUGUUUUGUUUCAUCUCUUUGUUAUGCUAUUAAAUGUCAAUUUAAUAAGUGUGUUCAUGGUUGAAUAUAAUCGCAUGGUAUUGAUUUAAUAUUUGCUAAUAAGAAUCUUAACAUGUUAUAUUUUUUUCUUUCUAGCAAUGUAGUUAAUAAUCGAUUACAUGUUAAUAUAAUUACAUAGAAGUUUGUAAAAUAAUAAAAAUGUGAAUUGUAAAAGCAAAAAUGUUUCUCACCCGACGAGGAUGGGAUUCGAACCCACGCGUGCAGAGCACAUUGGAUUAGCAGUCCAACGCCUUAACCUCUCGGCCACCUCGUCCCUGUGUAUAUCUUUAAAAAAUGUCAUUCGAACAGGGGUGACUACCCCUUAUCAGAUAUAACAUUUUUAACAAUCUAACGUAUUACAUUCUUUUUUCAAUUUUACUGUAAUGUUACUGCAAUACAAAAAACCAAGCCUAUAGCAAUAUUUAAAAAUUAC